Vanrija pseudolonga is the source of this 1455-nucleotide messenger RNA. RefSeq lists its product as uncharacterized. Gene Ontology annotation, cellular component: periplasmic space. Lineage: Eukaryota; Fungi; Basidiomycota; Tremellomycetes; Trichosporonales; Trichosporonaceae. The coding region runs from base 1 to 1455 and encodes 484 amino acids. Gene Ontology annotation, molecular function: lyase activity. The transcript has 3 exons. The record is from RefSeq and is a predicted model, not a curated record.
AUGCUCGCCUCGGCUCACGUCCUCGCCGUCGCCGCGCUCGCCUUGGCCCCGGCGGCGCUCGGCGUCACAAACUAUGCCGACGACUUUGUUGCGCCCAAGACCAUUCUCCAGGCCGGGUUUGACGAGAGGACGAUCCUCGCCCAGCAGACGCUGGUGCAGUGGUCAAACAGCCUCAACGGCAAGGCCGCCAAGAUGGCCAACGGCACCUGGGCCGUCGUCAACAAGAACUACCUCGCUCCCAGCGGCGACCCGCACGACUACAUGUCUUGGAGGCCUUACUUUUGGCCCGACUGCUCCCAGGCCGGCAACACGACCGAGCUCACGUACGAUGAGAUCUUCAAGCAGUGCGAGUUCAAGAACGAGGACGGCCACCUCAACCCGAACGCGCGUCUGAUCAACAACAUCGGAGACUUUGACGACUUAGCCAACGCCGUCUGGUUCAACGCACUGACAUGGGGCGUGACGCGCUCGCCGACCUACUCGAAGCGCGCGAUCCAGUACCUCGACACGUGGUUCCUCAACCCCGACACCAAGAUGAACCCCAACCUCAACUAUGCGCAGAUGACUGGCGGCAAGGACGGCCAGACGGGCUCGCACACGGGUAUCCUCGACCUCAAGCCCAUGGCCAAGAUUGCCUCUGGUAUCCUGCUGUUCCGCGAGGGCAACGCCGAGGGCUGGAACUCGACCUUUGACGGACAGCUGCAGGACUGGGUCAAGGAGUACAUUGGCUGGAUCACGACCAACAAGAUUGCGCUCGAGGAGAAGGCCGCGCCCAACAACCACGGCUCGUUCUACUACACGCAGCUGGCCGCCCUGUACCUCAUCGCUGGCGACAAUGACAACGCCAUCGCCACCGCCAAGGAGUACUUUGAGGGCAAGUUUACGUCGCAGAUCCUCGAGAACGGCGACCAGCCCCUCGAGUCGGCGCGUACCCGUCCGUACCACUACCUCGCGUACAACCUGGCCGCCAUCGUGACCACUGGCCGUAUUGCAGAGUAUGCCGGCGCCAACUUCUGGAACAGCACCGCCACCAGUGGCGCGGGCAUCGAGAAGGCGGCCGAGUUCGCCAUGGCGUACCCCCCUGGCGUGGACAAGGUCGACGAGCUCUUCCCCAUCAUCGGCGCGAUCGGCUCCAUCUUCGGCGACCCGGACAACAAGUACGCCGACUGGCUCAACACGCAGUCGCAGGGCAAGUACGUGUCGGACGCGUCAUUCCUCUGGAACCAGCCGCUGUCUGACAGCGGCAACGGCAAGGGCUCGUACAUCACCUUUGCCGGCGUCGGUGGCACCAACACCCUGUCGGCGGGCGCCACCCCCACCGGCGGCACCGCCAAGAAGGGCGCCAACCCCUCGGCGUCGCUCGCGGCCAUGACCUCGGCUGCGGGCGUCAAGGCUACAUACUCGUGGCAGCUUCUCUUCGUCGGCACGUCGCUCUCGGCCAUGCUCCUUCUUUAA